Molecule: messenger RNA, 23430 nt
Organism: Paramuricea clavata
Lineage: Eukaryota; Metazoa; Cnidaria; Anthozoa; Malacalcyonacea; Plexauridae
Source: the annotation of a GenBank genome assembly
GUCCAUUUUCUUUUCAAGCACACGUUCAAAACGCUGUUCUGGCAGGAGGUGUUGCUGUUGGUACUGCGGUAUAAAUAUGUUGAUUCAACCAUCGAGGUGCACUCUUACUUUGAAACUUUGGCCGGCAUUAACAGUGUGUGGGAAUUUUACUAUGUUCAGGUGAUACCAUAUAGAGAGUGCCGUCCUAGUCAUUACUGUAUUAGCCAACUGAAUUACGAACAGUAUGAGAGCAGAGAUUGCUGCUGUUUUAUUGAUCUUUAUUAUUGCACCGGUUCAUUGAAUUGUUACUUGUUAAUGUGAUUGCGAUAAAUCUGCCUGUGAAUGGAAUCCAAAAUGAUUAACAAAAAUACUGAGUAUCAUGGGCAUAUCCAGGAAAGAGGAAUGGGAGAACAAAAUAAAGCGAAUACAGUUAAUUCCAACAAGUCAAGGGCGUACACAAAUAAAUCCUCAUGGAAUUCAUGGAUUAUUGGUAGGAAUGGCUGGAAUAUAGUCGCUGCAGUCUAUAGAACGUGCUCAUAUCAUUAUGAGUGAUAUCGAUGAUUAAGUAUAGGUAAAACUGAUGUAGUUGAAUAUUUUUACUUCUUAGAGUAGAUGAACAUUUUAACGUUGGUACGCCAACGAUGCCUCCGAUCCAGCUUUCCUCGUUUUCUUUCAGAGGGCGAGAGAACUUGGAGGGGGAUAGCAUGGGUGAGAGAAAGAGAAACCCAGCAGACUACCACUUCGUAUAGGAUUUUAUCAUUUCCUACGUUUCUGUCAAGAAAUCGUUAGUUCUUGAUAUGAAUUAGAUUUUUUUGAGAGGCAACUCUGUAACCUUUGUGUUCGAGAGGUGUUUAGUCUAUGCGCAGGCUACAUCAGCCAUGAGCAAAAUUCCCAAAUCACAAUAAAAACAUGGCAAAAAAACCCACGAAACCUGAUACUUUGUUUUUGGCAAUUGUCAAUGAACCUUUUCAAGACUAAGAAUUUUGCAUAAUUUGUGCACAACCGAACGGGACAUAAAAGGACUUUGAGAGAUUUUCUACCGCUGUGUCGACACAUGAUUUCCUGGGAAUGUUUAAGAUGUCAAAUCCAUAUCGCCAUACGCGCUUAUAUGAAGAACUGAAGCUUUGUAUACUUCAAAAGUUCCGGCAACCUUGUUGACGCGCAGUCACGCAUCACAUGUUAUUUAAGAAUAUCAAUGAACCAACGGUUAACCAAUGGCAAUGAAGAAUUAAUACGUGCUAUUCUAAAAAAAAACGCACAAACAUUCCAACCUCCCGUAGUGUGUGUUAUACCUUGAAGUCAUUCACUUCAGACAGCUGACUACACCUCGCAGGAAAAUGAAGUUCUCUGUUGUAGCAAUAGUGUUCCAGGUCAUCUUGAUUAUCCUGUUUGCGACCCUUGUGGAAUAUGAUCCUAAGCAGUCUGGUGCUUCGACAAGCCCUUCACAGGGAUCCAGUAUUAAUAUCUUAUAUCCAAGUAGGUAGAGAUUUAAAUUUUUUAUCGUAACGUUGUUUGUAUUUGAGGAUCAAUUACUUUAUAUUUGAAGCACCGAUAUGUUUUAACGUAAAUCCCUAGAUAUUAUGCAUGAAUGUUAUGCACUUGCAUGCUGAACGAAUCAAAUUUGCAAAAUCAAUUAUCAAAACGCGCACAAAAUGGCCAGACUGGCUAUUAUUAAAGCGCAAAGGGAAUCGUGUGAUUGAAACUCGAUCAGAUGUUCAAAUCUGGGUGCGAUCUGAUCAUGACGAAAAACUACGAUUCGUGAUACAAUGAUAAUCUGGAUAAUGGUUGCCGCGGCCGACCAGUAGCGCUGUGGUUCAGUGAAACGUAUUCGUGUUAGCAAAGAAAAGGUAAAACCCAACGGAACGCCUAGCCAGAAUUUAGCGUAGUGUUGUGUUCAUACACAUAUUUUAAAUUCCAGUCAAUUGCGCGGCAGUCAUGACCACCACUGCCUUCUUCGCUGCUGUUCGCCGUUUCAGUUGGAAACAGAGAUGCAAAAACUUGUGUACGAAGUUUGUGUAAUAUUUUCUAUAAUUUAAAGCAAGAGCAAGGUAUAAACUAGCGCUCUGUACCUUUUAGCUCUCGAAUUACAACCGAAACUAAAAAGUGUAGCCUGUUUAAAUGUGCAAAAUAUUACAGAUCCAAAAAGUAAUAUAUCGUGUACGAGUGCUUUGGCGCUGUGACUACGCCUGCUGCUUCUCAUCUGAUGUAUUUCGUAAGAAUGCGCAGAUGAUACACCACUGGCAAAACGAGAGCGGUAAUUUUGUCCUGUUUGGCAUUAUAGCCACUCUAUAUUCAAUUAAUUUAUAAUUAGAACAAAAACAAGCUUAAGAUUAAAGCUCAAAUCAAAGAAGGAUGAGGGUGCAUAAGAGUUGGCAAUCACGCGAUCUUGGCCUUCGGUUAAUUGUCCAUAAACGCCUUCCCCAUUUUCAUGUAUUAUCAUCCACAUAAAAGAUAUGUUUUUGUGCAACUGUUCGACUCUUUUUUCAUUUAUUCUCUUAAAUCUAACUUUAAAUCUAACUUUAAUUUUCUGUGACUGUAUUCAACGUACCACUCUUGGUAUUUAUGUUUGAAUGCCGAGUUAUUUAUAUUUUUUUUCGUAUUUUAUUUAAUUGUGUAAAGCGAGAUUUUGACAUAUUGACAUUUUCAUGAGGGUUAUCAUCUGAGUCAAAAGUGAUUGAUAACAUGCGUACAAAAUGCGUUUUGCCCACUGUUAUUUGAGGUGUUAUUUUAACUCCAUUGGUGUUAUUUUGUACCUCGUUUGACCUCACAUUCGGAAUUUAAUAUCUUGCGCCAUGGACACUUAUAUAAUUAUAUUCUAACUCAACUGUUGAGUUGUAUUUUUUUACCAGAAUAUCAUAUAAGACAUAUGCACACAAUAACAAUUCAACAAUGCAACUGUGGGAAUUGGGUUAGAGUCCAAAUUGCCACCCAAUCCCUUUAAAAUGUUUGUAUAUACUGUGCUCGUUUUAUACAUCAGGCAUAAUUAAUCAGCCUCCUUGAAUGUUGCCUAAACCGUGUGGUGUAAUUCCGCAUACUUUAAAUUCAGAGCUUUACAUUAUUAUAUCAUGGCUAAGCAUGCUGACACUGCAGUUAUUUAUCUAAAGUCCGUGAAUGUCAUCGGUGAGUCGCCUCACAGGCUUUCGGUUUUCUAAUCUAUGGUUAAUCAUGCACUUUCCCCAUACAUUUGAGAAUGAAUUUUAUAUAAUUGACAUCGUGAUAAUAACAGGAACCAAAACAAUUAAUAUGAAAGGCAAACAGAACAAUUAUUAGGAAAGUCAAAUUUCUCUAUUUUAGGUUUUUCUAAGUACAGUAGGGUCUUGAAGGUGUCAGAGACUCAAAGUAUAAAGGACAUUGUAUUAUAUAAUUGUUUAAAUUGUAACCCGUUGGCGUCGACACAAUGCUUGAAUACCGCUAUAUAUAAAUACAAUUUAAGUAUUUUGCCGACAGGCCUCUAUUUUGUGGACCUGUGUGGUUUACAUCAUAUGUUUGACCUCUUACCUUGUAUUGAGAUUUUUUGGGGCGAUGAUUUGGAGUGUAUAUAUGUUCACAAAAUGUCUUACUAACUUAACUUUUGUAUCCGGGAGUUGUUCGGGCGUUUAAGGGGUGUGUCGCCGUGUCGCCGCAGCGUAUACCUCCUACGCAUUGAAUUCCCUAAUCACAUAAGGCAAAGUAUGAGAUUUUGCAAUCAUGCUUGUAGCUGUGAUAUAAACGCAUUGACAUGAUUUCGACUUUCUAAAUUAGAUGACUAUUUUUUCAGAUUAUCCAACAAACCACUCAUAUUGUUACGUUGUUAAUUAUUUAUUCUUGCAUGUAGACCUGAACAUGUCUAAUCCUGUCUCUUAAUUAUUACUUUUAAAAGUAAUUGAGUCAACUGUUUGCCUUCUUCUUUUGUUGUACGUUUUUCUGCGCUUUCGGAUCUACUUUUACAUUACUAAUAUCACAAGAAAUAAUAACAGUAACGGAUAUAGAGGUAUUCUUAAAGGAAUAACCUGCAGACUGAGCCAAUAAUCAUGGAAUUAUUUAAAUCCAUGGCUGAAUGACUUUACUUUGUUGCAUAAGUUUUAUUGUACUGAAGAUUCCACAUCAAUACAUCAUUUCUGUAAUACGUAGUUUUGUCUAGUUGUAGUUAACCUGUGCAGAGAAUAAAAGACUGUAUCAUACUAAUGUAUAUGGCUCAAAACGUGUCAAAGGCCACCCUCUGCGGAUUCAUUAUCUGAAAGAGGAAAUUGAAAAAAGCUUAUAAUUACUCUUGGUAUAAUUUUUGUUUUUGGUAUGAAGGUUUUUAGUCACGAAUAAUUGUUACAGGGAACUUUUCAAGUGUUUUAACUAUGUUUCAACAUAAAGCUGGCACCAUAAGGUCAUGUGACUGCCACAGCCAUCUGGGCUGGUUUAAACUAUGACUAUGCUUGCAGUUGCUGAUAUUAUACACGGAUUUCGAAACUUUUUACUCAAUGGUAUAGAGCAGAAUAAUUAGUUCAGUAAUGUGUAGAAUGGAAACAUUUAUACCACAAACGUAAGAGUGACGUCUACAAAUAUUUGACCUAGGCCGCGGUCAAUAAUUGAGAACAAUACGUUAUUAAAGUGCAGAAAGAGAACAAUCGUAUGUGUAUAAUUAUUAAAUAUUAUUGAAAUUACUUAUGAUACGCUUCGAUAAUAUUUUUUGUUGUUAGCCCUUAUGCGGCCUAAUAUAUUUAACAAAAAUAAUAUUCCAAUUUCAUAUACAUAGAAUUGGGCUUAACAGGCUUGUACGAAUUUACCCUACAAAAUUCAAAUCAAUUGUCGUUCAGCUUCAUACCAUAUUUUAGUUGGUGCAGACCUGCCAAACCUCGUGCAUAUAGCCAGUAGCGUAGCCAGCCUGGAAAUUUACUCCUGCUAUGUAAAUUUCAAAGCAUUAUCAUUAUUCAUUUCUUUAGAAAUUCAUUGUUUUCACAGUCUAUGAACACAUAAAUAUUUGCAUAGCAGGAGCAAAUAGUCAGGCUGGCUACGCCACUGCAUAUAGCUGGCACGUAUGUUUUAUCUACGCAUAACUACAUUUUCUUCACGUAUUUUCAUAAAAAUCUUUAUGAUAUUCCUUAGACAUUUUGCUCAAUCGAUAAGAAGACGUAUUUCUGUCGAGGACAAAAGAUAAAGAGUGCGAUGAUUAAAAGAUAAAUGCUGCCCUCCCCUUCCGAAUAUUCUUCGAAGCGUAAUUUUAGAUUCGUUCAAAUCCGACGAAUUGUGCAUUCAGGGCCGUACGCAGGGGGGCAGCAAGGCCUAUAUGCCGAGAAAAGUCCCGAAUAUCCAAAGAAUAGUGAAAGAAUGACAUUUUAAAAAUGGAUCGUAAAUAUAGUUUUCCCUAUGGGGGCAGUUGAUCCCCCCCCCCACCCUGUGUACGGCCUGAACGCAUUGGGUCUGAUAUUGCUAAAUGUUAGCGAAUAUCAUACAGUUAAAAGGUGAUUUAUUUUGACCUUUACAUUUUUCUUCACGUGCCUCCACAAUGCCGGUUUAGAGACCAAAAAUUAUUGACCAAAAAUUGCGCUGACCAGCCAAUUAAUAAUAAUAUAUAAUCUAUCCUGACUCGCGGAUAGAAUAGACUCACAACCAUAAUGAAAGAAUCAGGCGGGAAAAAUCCCUUCAAAUCCCUAUGGUUCCCCUUCCUUUCCCUCCCCCACUUUACCAUUUUUGCCCCCCCUUCCCCCGCCAGUCAAAGUCUCUUUUCUUUAAAAUAUAAGUAAAACUUGGAAUUUAGCAGGGAAUUUUGAUAUUCUAGUAACUGAAAUUUGCUUUUUUUUGUCUUUUUAAAAAUACUGAACAUUCUUUGGUUGCAAUUUUUUAAAAUUAAAUUAUUUGGGGGGGGGCAAAAUCUAUUCCGCCCCCCCCCCUCCCCUCUUAUAAAAUAUUGGGUUGAGGAGCGGUGGGUCCCCUGCUUACUACACCCCUGCAAUCACUAACUUUUAGUUUAGCCGAGCCUUCCGGCAACUCAAAUCUGUAGGGUCUGAGAUAUGCAAUCCACUGGAAAAUGUUUAAAAUCUAAGGUAUUUACAACACAAUGCAAUCAAAUCGUAUAUAUAUUAAUAAUAUAUAUUAAUCAAUACUAACAUUUUUUGUAAUAAUCCAUCCUGACUCACGGAUAGCAUAGACUGCUUACAAAUCAUAAUGAAAGAAUUAAUCAAAGGGCCUAAAAAAGAAGUAGAGAAGGCCUAACAAAAGAAGUAGAGAAGACUCUAAAAAAUGCCAUUUCCGACGAUCUACAGUAGAGACGGAAAAUUUCCCGGUCGGCGCCAACCACGGUGGCGGCGUGGCGCCUCGUGGGAGUCGAUUCCUCUAAGUUUAUCAAGCGUUUUUCUUACCCCUGAGUGACCGAAUUGUGGUAUUUACAUAAACAUACCAUUCAAGUUUAAGAUUCAGUCUGUCUACAGUUUUAUGUAACGCUAUAUAUCCAAGAAUCUGUUUCAGAAAACACAUGAAUUGCAGUCUCAGGGGUAGAAAAAUACAAGAAAUUUGUGGGGGAGAAUGCCCCCAAACCCCCCAACCACACCAAACUCUUUGUUACCAACAACCAUUUGUCAUGUCUCCACAUUCAGAAUAGUAUGGUCCCUUUUUGUAGAGGCUUCCCCCAACGGACGAAUUCUUAAAAAAGGCCCUGGGAAGAAUUAAUGAAAGGGCCUAGCAAAAGAGGUAGAGAUAACUCCGACGAUCUAGAGACUCCUACGGUUUCAAAAAUUUUCCAGGUUAGCGCCAACUAUGGUGGUAAAAUAAUUGGCACCAGCUGAUGAAGUUAGUACCUGCCGCGCAGUGUUCAAUUGAGUAAAAAAAAUUGAAAAAUAAAUUGAAAAAUAAAUUGAAUAAAAAAAUAUUGAAAUAUAAUAUUUCAAUAUUAUAAUAUUGAAAAAUAAAUUGAGUGAAAAUAAAUUGAAAAAUAUUAAAAUUCUAUUUUGUAUUAAUUAAGUAUUUACAAAGAAAGAUGAAGUACAUGGAUAUGGUAAAUGCCAAGGAUUUUUAAAGGAAAUACUGGAAGACUGCAGUUUGUGGAAAGAGACUCACAGAAUGAAAUCUAAGCAAUGAAUGACUGGAUUGUUCUCGGCAGUUUUACAUGCACAUGCUCUAUAGAAAAGUAAUGCUAAUAACAAACACAUGUUUUUAUCAAUAACUUUACAUGCAUUCUAAUUAUUUUCUAUAUUAAAACACAGGAAAGUAAUUAGUUUGCAUUGCAGACGGCCGCCUACUCCCUGUCUCUACUAUUUGUUUCGUGGGUUGGAAUGAAACACGGAUCUGGAAUUACGGAACUGCGGAAUUGCGGAAACAAAAAAGGAAUAAAAUGCGAAAAAUCGGACAAAACGCGGAAAAAGGGAUAAAAAGCGGAUUUAAAAGGUUUCCAAAACGGCGAGAGUUCGGAAUAUACGUUAACAUUAGGCCAGCCAAAGGCUGUCGUAAGCGCGAGUUGGCCAGUGCACCAAAAUUGUCAGGCACAAUUUAGUUAAUAUACUGGCUGCCUUACUAGGACUGUUUGCAUCUUUGCAAUUCUCUUUUAGUAUGUUCUUUAAUGCGAUUAAUAGAGAACUACAUUGGUUGUAUAGACCCAAUUUUUAUUUUAGCCACCUUAGUUAAGCAUGUUACAUUCCUGGAAUUAUUCAACUGAUGGAAACGGUGCAACGGUUAGAGUCAUCCUAUUUCACUUUAAAAAGGCUUUUGACUUGAUAGAUCAUGGUUUAUUGGUUGCUAAACUCACACAUAUAACUUACCGCACUGGUUUAUUAACUGGAUCAUAGAUUUUCUCACAUGUAGAAAACAGAGUAAAGCUAAAUCAAGAGGAUUAUUCGGAUUGGGCUGAAAUCCCCGCCGGAGUUCCUCAGGAUACGAAAUUGGGCUCAUGAUGGCAUGAUUAUACUUAAUAAUGAUCAAUAAAUUAACAACCUCUAGUGGUGACAUGUGGAAGUUCGUAGACGACACGACCGUAGACGAAUUAGCAAGUACAGCGAAAGUAGGAUCCAAAUCACAGUUAAAGACCUAUCAACUCAAAUUUCUGAACUAAAAUUCCAACUGAACGAAAAGAAAUGCAAAGAAUUAAUAUUACGCAUUGGUUUUUGUAAACCAAGUGCCGACUUCGAUCCAGUUAUUGUGAGCGAUAUUCCUUUGGAGGUAGUUCCUGUGCAAACAUUUUUGGUCUAACCGUUUCCAGCAAUUUAAAAUGGAAUGAUCACAUUUAUCAAACCAUCGUGAAAGCAAGAAAGCAAUUGUAUUUUUUGACACAACUUAAACGUGCCAAAGUUGGGAUUGAUGAAUUGGUUCUAUUUUACAGCACAUGCGUCAGACUAAUUUGGGAAUAUGCGUGUCCUGUUUUUAUAACAGUUUAUGUCCAGUUACUUAUCUAAUAAUCUAGAAAUAAUUCAGAAGAGAGCGUUGAGAAUAAUCCAGCCCUGGAUUCCUUAUACGGACGCGCUGUCACUCACCGGUCUUCAACAUCUUAGCACCAGAAGAGAGAAGAUAACCAAUAAGCUCUUCCAGGACAUUAUGAUGGACGAAAAUCAUAAACUUCAUGAAUUUCUUCCACCCCGAAACACCUGCGUCACCGAUCGUAGGGCCAAACAUAAGUUUAACGCAAACUUUGGAACAAAUAGUUUUAAAAAUAGUUUUUUUAUUGCUAGUUCACUAGAAUUCUAGCCAAUUUGAAUAACACUAAACAUUAGAACUGGCCAUUUUAAUAAUGGUCUUUUAGAGUAGCCUUUUAUCUUAGUUAAAAAUAUUAUUGCCAAGCAAAUAAUUCGUAAAAGUGGCAUAUUCAAAAAACAUUUGGUAUAUAAAAAAAUAUUUAUUAAGUAACGUUUCAGACUAAAUACGCGACAUCAUCAGACUAAAUACAGUAAAGCUAUUUCAUCUAUUUUAUAACAAAUUUUGAAAAAAUAUAUGAUAUACGAUUACAAACGGUUAAAAAGUUAAAAUUAGAAAGAUACAAUAUAUAUAUAUAUUGUAUUUUUAACUAGGAUUCGUUUACCGCCUGGUGUUUGUGUAGCCUUUUAUCCCUUGUUCACCAAACUUCAGUUGAUUUUAUGUAAUUUGUAAUGUUGGUGUAAUAUAGCUACAGUAAUUGGAUCUUAUGUAUUGUAAACAUAAUUCAGCCUAUGGCUGCAAGGUUUAUCAAUUAGAAACAUCUAUCUAUCUAUCUAUAUCUAUCUAUCUAUCAAAGUUCCAUGCAUGGGUGUUUCACCCCUUCCAUAUCUGAAACUGAUACGGUAAUACAAGACUCCCUCCCAAAGCUCCCACGCCUAUUUGAAACAGCGCUGUCAACACCUUAAAGUGUUUGGAUCCGGUGACGUUAUACAUUGGUGAUAAGGAUCGAGGCUAAUACAUCUCUCAAUUUAUUAUUUUUACAUGGUUAUCCAUGUCUAAAUUCGUCCUAUGCGCAUCACUGUUUUUUUACAAAAAGACGCCUGGGUACGAGGCAGGGUUAUCCAUGUUAAAAAUAGAAAUUAUGCAUGAUUCUUUGAUCCGGUGACCAGAGUUGUUAACGAGUCCUAUGUUGCAAGUCCAAGUCAAGUAAUUUCCUGCAAGUUCAAGUCAAGUCACAAGUCAUUUGGUUUGAGUUCAAGUCAAGUCACAAGUCAUUUUGUCUAAAUCCAAGUCAAGUCAAGUCACAAGUCAUUUUAUCGCCACAUGUGGCCAUGUUUUCCCACGCAAAACGGCAAAAUAUUAGUGAUGGGCGAUACCGAGUACUUGGUAUUCGAUACCAGCGAUACCACAAACAGCGGUAUCGGUAUCGAUUACUGACACGGUACCGUUCGAUACUUGCACCCUUUUUUUAAAGAGCUGUUUAAUUUCACUUCUUGGUUGAAUAAGAAUUAAUGAACCACUAAAAUAACUCUUAAUAUUCCAAAUGUGGUGCGCCAAGUCAUGUAUAGAAAAUAUUUAUUACGUUUCGGGCUUUUGGUUUACAUAUAGCUUUAUUUAGGUUACAUACAGUAAUGAAAAAUGUUUUUCAGCUGACCGGCAGGUAUCGAAAGUAGCCGAUACUAGCAAUUUAAGUACUCACUUCCGGUAUCGAAAAUUGAAAUUUUGUGUUCGUUUUGGUAUCGAAAUAGGUAUCGGCCGAUACCGAUCUUAAAAGUAUCGGUAUCGAAUUAAAAAUCCUGGUAUCGUCCAUCACUACAAAAUAUGUAAAUAUGGCGUCGUUAUUUUUAUGUCAGAAAUUUUACCACGAAAUCGCGAAAAAAACCCGUUUUGUCAGAAAAUACACAGGCACAAAUUCUGUCGAUGCCAUUGAUAUGUACUAAGGUCGUUGCCCAAAUUGUACAAUACGACGAUCGAUCGAUCAACAUAAAGAUUUUGGAAAACUUGAUUUUCACUAGACAUUUACGUUUGACUUGCGUUGGUAACAAGUUAAUGUAAACGAGGACUCUAAUGCUGGCUCAAGGCCAAGAUGGAAAAAGUGGCUCACGAGAUGAUUCAAACGGCUACUUUGCGGAUUUAACAUCACAGCUGACAAAAGAAAAACAGCUUUGUUCUUGCACUACGCUGGCCGUGAUGUCGAUGAUAUCUACGAUACUCUGCCGACUAGCAGCAACGAAGACUACAAAACCGUAGUGGAAAAGCUCAACCAGUACUUCUCAAUCUUAAGAUAAAUAUUAAUGCCUAGCAUAAAAUACGUAAAAGAGCCAUAACAAAAAUAUAGUUUAAAAUAUUUAUUAGAAAGCUAACGUUUACAUUGUGAUUGUCAAACUAGAUAAGGGAAAUGGGGUAGUUAUUCUUGACAUGGACGACUACAACAAGAAAAUGGAAGCCAUACUGGAAGAUGAAACCAAAUUUCAACGCCUAGACGAAGACCAGUAGCGUAGCCAGCCCGACGAUUUAGUCCCGCUAUUUUCGUGUUCAAUGACUGUGAAAACAAUCAAUUUCUAAAGAAAUGAAUAAUGAUAAUAAUUUGAAUUUGCAUAGCGGGACUAAAUUGUCGGGCUGGCUACGCCACUGACGAAGACCCGGUAAAACUGACGUUACAACGCGAGAACAAAGUCAAGAGGUUCCUGUCGACGUUAAAUAAAUCAGAAUCAAUCACGCAAGCAACCUAUGAAAAACUAUAUCGGAGUGGUUCUCGGAUUGGAAUUUUAUACGGACUACCUAAAAUCCACAAGGCAAUAUCCCACUUAGGCCUAAUCUUUCUUGUAUAAACCAUUAUUCCUAUAAAAUCGCUAAUUUUUUUAUUCCUCUCCUCAAUCCCAUUUUGUCGGGUGCUUAUAUGAUUAAAAAUUCUUUUUCGUUUGUCCAGGAAUUACUCAGCCUCAAUCUCGAUUCCAACAACGUUGUCAUGGCAAGCUUUGAUGUGACUUCCUUAUUUACCAACAUUCCUCUAGAUGAAACAAUUGACAUAAUUUCAAACCGCUUAUCUCUAAUGCUGUUCGCUUUCAUGGUCUGACUCAUUUAAGAAACUUCUUGGUCUUGCUGUGAAAAACUGCUCUUUUUUUUUUAAUGGGGUUCUGUUUCAGCAGAUUGACGGCGUUGCUAUGGGGUCACCCUUAGGUCCUUUAUUCGCCAAUAUAUUCCUGUCUUUUCAUUAGUCCAACUAACUGGUUAAAUAACUGUCCUGUCAACUUUAAGCCAUUAUUGUACCACCGCUAUAUUGGUGACUGGUUCUUGAUUUUCCAGUCUGCUGAUCAUAUACCUCAAUUCCUCUCUUACUUAAAUCGCCAACACCCUAAUAUUAAAUUCACUAGUGAAGUUGAAUCUAGUUCCACACUUCCCUUUCUUGAUAUCAGCAUUUCUCGUAAGAAUGGUGUUUUCGAAACUUCUGUUUAUCGAAAGCCCACCUUCACAGGUCUGUUUACCAACUUCCGUAGCUUUAGUCCUUUUCAAUAUAAACGUAGCUUAGUUUCUUCUCUUAUUCAUCGUUUCUUUAGUCUUUGCUCCAAUUAUGAGAACUUUCACGCUCAGUUAAAAAUAUACCGCCAGAUUCUUAAUAAAAAUUGUUAUUCAACUCGUAUUUUUAAUCGCUGCGUACGAACAUUUUUAGAAAAUGUGUCUCAACCCAAACCAGCUGUUCAUUCUGCUCCUAAGAAAGUUCUAUAUUUCUCUCUUCAUAUACUGGCGCUCGCUCUCUUCAAAUUCGCACCCAAAUCUCCCGUCUUUGUUUCUCGGCCUUUUCCCAUCUUAAUAUUAGAUUCGUUUUUCGUCCAACUUUACGUUUGUCUCAACUCUUCCUAACGCUUUAAGAUCUCGUGUUGUGUAUUCCUUCACGUGUCGUUGCUGUUCCGCAACGUAUUUGGGCCAAACGGUCCGUCACUUGCACACACGAGUAUCUGAACACUUGGGUGUUUCUCCUCUAACAGGCAGUAAAAGCAGCAAUCCGACCAUGUCUAGUAUCCUUUUCCAUCUUCAUAGCACUGGUCACUCCGCCUCUCUUAAUGAUUUUAAGAUUAUUUUUUGUUGCUCUUCUCCAGACGAACUCCUCAUUCGAGAAAGUCUUCUCAUUAACAAACUCAAACCCUCUCUCAACUUACAAGGCAGUUCGGUUUCUCUACUUCUACUCUGAUCCAUUCCUUUUUCUACUUUUGUAAUAUAAUAUCUUGUAAAUAGUUGUAAUUUAUUCAUAUUUCUGUGUUUUCCGCUUUGUAUGUCAUUGCUCUGAAGAUGCCUGAAGACGAAACGUUAGCCUUCUAAUAAAUAUUUUAAAUUAUAUUUUUGUUAUGGCUCUUGCUGGGCAUGUUAUGGCUAUAAUGCUGGGCAUUAAUAUUUAUCUUAAGAUUACGAUUUCCGCCUGGUUCAUCUAUUGCAAGUACUUCUCACCUCAUACUAAGGCCACAUAAAAAAAUAGUUGGUUAGCGUCCUCGCCCGCCCACAAAAAAGGCCCCGCUCAGAAAAAAAAACUUUUAUUGAUCAACGGGCUCUAAUAUAUGUAGUAUUUCUGUUGACUGUAGUCAAUUGUGUUAAUAAGUUGCGAAAUUGCGUGCGAAAAUGACGAUAUGAAUCAUAUUUUGAAAUAUAUAAAAUAAAAUCUGUACUGCGCAAGAAAAUCCAGUUUCGGAUCUAAAACCAAGGCAAAACCAAAAAUUAGUAAAAAUUAAAAAAAAGCAGCGCCCGCCCGCCCGCCCAUUUUUUGGCAAAAGCUAAGGACACUAACCAACUAUUUUUUUAUGUGGCCUAAUGUGGCUUUCUAAGUUUUUAACUUCCGCCAAGCGAAACAGAAACCCGACGAGUCCCUUGAUUCUUAUCAUACUCGAUUACGCCAUCUUUCUCAAACGUGCGAAUUUAGCGACCCCGCUAAUGAAAUCGAAGACCAUAUUAUUUUGAUCUGUACGUCCAACUUGAUCUACCGAACCUGAUGAAGACCGAUAGAGCCAUCGAACUAAGCGAAAAACAAGCCAGCCAAGUCGAGCAACAAGAAUUCUCAAGCGUCAAUUUAAUUCGUCACGGAAAUAUACAACAGCCAAAUACGGAAGCCAUAAGGCCUCCAAGAUCGCGUUUUGAGAACCAACGAUCACGUAAUUUCAGAGGCGCUGAGCAAACUCGUGCCAUAGAAACCUGUGGAAACUGCAGUGGGACAUACUCGCAUACCAGAGUUUGCCCAGCAAGAGGCAAGGACUGCAAAUCUUGUGGGAAAAUCGGACAUUUUGCCCGGAUUUGCCGCACCAAACCCCCAUCAUCACAGCAUGUUAAGAAUGUCACCCAUGUCUCCACCCGAUUCCGACUCCGAACCAAACUAUGUUUUCACAAUCGCAAAUCUCUCUGGAACACCCACACCACCAAAGUGCCACGUAAACAUUGCCAACCACAAAAUUGAUUCCUAUGGAUCACUACGUCCACUGCCACUAAAAGGAGUUAUCGAAACCAACAUUUCCACUGAUUCUAAGCACCUUUCUUCCCAAUUCCAUGUAGUUCACGGGAACUCUGGAAAUCUGCUAAGCACCACAUGGUGUACCACCGGCUGCCAACUCAACUUGCUCAAAGUUACGAUCAACAGCACUACCCAUCAACUAUCUUCAACUAAUCAGUAUCCCCAGAAUUCGAAUGCCUCUCCUCUGGCAUUGGAAAGCUAACUGGUAAAACUGGUAAACUGCACAUUGAUCCUGAUGUUUCCCCCAAACAACAACCCCACCGUCGAAUCCCAUUCCACGUUCGAUCUGAUGUCGAGAAAGAGCUCAAACGGCUUGAUGAGUUAGAUAUCAUCGAAAAGGUUGAUGGACCAACACCAUGGAUCAGUCCCAUGGUGGUCGGGCGAAGUCCGAAUAUGUAUUGAUAUGCGUGAGGCCAACCAGGCGGUCAAACGAGAAAAACAUUUGAUGCCCACAAUCGAUGACCUGGUAGCUGAUUUAAAUGAUGCAACCGUGUUUAUAGCUUUAGAUCUAUCCUUUGGCUACCAUCAACUUGAACAUGCAGAAGAAAGCCGGCACAUCACCACUUUCAGCACACGCCUCGGCCUCCGACGGUACAAACGACUUCUGUUCGGCAUAAAUGCCGCCUCUGAGAUCUUCCAAAGAGGUACUGACUGGCCUACCAGGCUGUAAGAACAUAUCCGACGAUAUAAUCGUUUUUGGCAAAGGUCAAACCACUCAUGAUGCCAUCCUCCGUCAAGUCCUUGAAAGGCUAAAGUCCCACAACCUUCGCUUAAACAAAGAGAAGUGCCACUUUUCGAAAUCGGAAUAAUGUUCUAUGGUCACAUCUUCAGCGCGGAAGGACUACGCCCCGACCACAAGAAGGAUGAAGCUAUCCAGAAUGCCACACCUCCACGUAGUCCUGUCACGCUACACACCCGGUUAUGCUGAUAUCACAGCUCCUUUAUGGGUGCCUUGACAAAAGACGACGCAACCUGGAAAUGGGAAGAAAUAGAGCAAGUAGCCCUUGACAAACUCAAGAAAGCUUUCACUGACAACCAAGUCAUGUCGUACUUCGAUCCUCACCAAACCACAGAAGUGAUUGUUGAUGCAAUCCCGGUUGGUCUUGGUACACUGCUAGUCCAAAACGACACUGCUAGUCCAAAACGAUGUAAUAUAAGCUCAUUGUUGUUCUGUUGCCUUGGCGUGCAGGUGGACCGGGUGCGAGAGUUUGCAUGUGCAUGUAUAUAAAGAAUAGGUUAUUAAUAAAAGUGUUCAACUACAACAUUACAAUUUUUACUGCUAUUAUUUAUUAUUAUUUACUUUUAUUAUUAUGUAAACUUAUUUUAAUACGGUGGCCUUUCAGUUACCUGUUUUUCAAAGGUCGUACUUAGAACAAAUUUACAUGCAGAAAAAAAUACAGAACAAUGGUUAUUUACCUUAAAAAUGAAAUGAUUAUUUACAAUCAAUGAAUAUGUAACCAUUGGAUUGUAGAUGGAAAUUUCGAGAGUAAAUUUUAUACAUUUAUUUACACCUAUCCAAGAGCAGGUGCGAAUUAAAAUGCAACUAUAUACGCCCUGGGAAGGAAUCGAACCUACGGCCCUUAUAUAAUUUCAUCACCUUAGUAUAAUACAUGAACUAGCAGUUGGAGCUCUACAACUGGAGGAAUUGCAAAGCAGCGAGGUUCGAUUCCUACCAGAACUGCUCCUGGUUAGGUCUAAUAAAUGUAUUAAAAUUUUCACUCAGAAUUUCCAUCUACAAAAUUAUCCUUCAACAUGUACAUUUAUGAUUCCAAUGCAUUCAUCUGCUUUACAUAUAAUCAUCAUUAUAUCUGUUCAAUUUUUCAUCUAGUGUUCCAAGAUGUUCACGUGAUGAUUUUCGUCGGCUUUGGAUUCCUGAUGACUUUCUUAAAGAGAUAUGGUUAUGGAGCUGUUGGUUACAACUUCUUUAUUUCUGCCCUGGCCAUUCAGUGGUAUAUCAUUAUUCAAGGAUGUAUUGAGCAUCGUGGGCAGUCUGGAUUCGAUAUUAAACUAAACAUGAAAAGGUAUGUGGGAAACAUUAGAAGAUAACAUUUUUUCACAUAUAUACCGUACUUUCUACAUAUAUGUAUAAUUUUCAAAUCUCAGCAAACCUUCAUGGGGACCGAAUCAAAGCAGUCACUGGGGUUGCACUCUGUCCAAAACUUAUGUACAAGACUUAUAUACAAAUUAGUUAUUAUUCUCUAAAUUAAUACACUUCCUCAUUCCUAUAGAUAACUAUAUAAGACGUUAUCGGAACAUAAUCACAUACUUUCAUACACGCACAAUUAUAUACUUGUGUUUUAGAAUAUAUAUUUCCCAGUUUUCAAAUAAUUUCCAUAAUUUCCACAAGGUGUCAAUUUAUCUUGUUCUAUUUUGUGCCAUUUCAUUUUAUGCUAACAAAAAACCAUGCAUUUCGCCAUUUCAUACAAAACGUGGGAAUCUACUAUUUUAGAGACUGCACUCUAAAAACAUCCUGGUUAAAAUUGUCCUCGUUAACCUAGAAAUAGCCAUUUAGUAAUAUUCCUGGUUAAUUUUAUGUUUAUCUUAUCCCACUCCCUAUAUCAUAAUCUGGUUAAUGUAACCAUGAAUCUGGUAAUUAUAUUUGACCAGGGUGUCCUGGUUUAAAUAACAUGACCAUGUUAGAUGGACUGUAAAUAACGGCUUCUGGUUAUUUAUUUAUCUAACAUUGUCUGGUUAUGUUUGUGAUGUUACUCUGAGUGUGCAUCCACACCGGGCAAGCUGAAAAGUUAGCUUGGCCACGGUGGGAAUCGAACCCGCGAUCUUUGGGAUACUAGUCCAAUGCUCUGCCAACUGAGCUAAGUGGUCAAGUCGGUUCGAGUUGAUGAUAUUUCGGAACUGAGUCUAGUUUUUUCUAUAUCAGUGUAUUCUAUGAUAUUAUUAUUUUGUGUGUGUUGGUGUUAUGUACUCAGGUGAAUAUGAUGUUUGUGAUGUUAGUCUGAGUGUGCAUCCACACCGGGCAAGCUGAAAAGUUAGCUUGGCCAUGGUGGGAAUCGAACCCGCGACCUUUGGGAUACUAGUCCAAUGCUCUGCCAACUGAGCUAUACGUGGUCAAGUCGGUUCGAGUUCAAUUCAUUGAAACAGUGCUUGCAGCUUGCUCGUUUGAUACAUAAUACUAUUCUCAAAGGUGUCGUGUGUUGGUGUUAUGUACUCAUAUUCACCUAAGUACAUAACACCAACAUGCACACACAAAUUAAAAUAAUCGGUCUGGUUAAUUUAACCAGACUAUGGUAGGAAGUAAGGUAAAAUAACCAGGGAAUGGUUACAACCAAUUGCAAUGAACAACUUGCAUGUUAGACUAAAUUUUAAUCUAAGUAAAGAGAAGGGAAUCAAACACUACAGCUAAAAAGAACAUAAUGAAAUUAGUAAAAUUGCAAAUUUUGGUUGCAAAAUGUUGUAAAGCUUGGAAAAUAUAGUUUUGCAAAGUUUCCAAAUUUUGUAUAUGUUUGAAUUACGUGCGGAAAUUGUUAUCAUUUUCGGCUUAGAAAUGGUAACAAUUUCCGCACGUAAGACAAACAUAUACAAAAUAUGCAAACUUCGCAAGGCUAUAUUUUCCGUAUUUUACAACAUAUUCUAACCAAAUUUUGCAAUUUUACUAAUUUUAAUAAGUUCUUUACGGGAAUUUACUUUUUCUUGGCUAGAUCAAAAAUUAAUCUAACAUGCAAGACAGUUAGUUGUCUAUUGACCGUGAGGGGUGCAUAAACAACCUCGCAUUCUCAUUUGGUAUAGACGAACCCUUACCUUAGCGACAAUGAAGUUCCCCCCUAGUUAAGUCAACUUUCAUCCAAUAAACAUGAAGUUUGAAACAAUGAACAAAUGUUUAAUUAUGCGUAGCAAAGCUAUCUGUUGGGUGCAACUGGUGUUGUUUAAUUGUUUGCGUGUCAUUUCCAUCUUUUCUAUAGCUUGAUCACUGCAGAUUUCUCUGCUGCUGCUGUGCUCAUAACAUUUGGUGCUGUUUUGGGCAAAGUCAGCCGCCUUCAACUGUUGAUCAUCGCAUUUAUUGAAAUCAUCAUGUUUACUGUAAACGAGUUCAUCUUAUUGGAAGAAUUGAAGGUUGCAGAUGCUGGUGGUUCAAUGGUUAUUCAUUGUUUUGGUGCUUACUUUGGUUUGGCAUUAAGUUUCGUGUUAAAAAGACCAGCGGACACUGAUAACAACGCUAAGGAAGGAUCAGUGUAUCAUUCAGAUAUCUUUGCCAUGAUUGGUCAGUUGAUAGAGACAGUACAAGUCAAGAAAUACAAGCAACAAAAUUUCUUCAACUUGCAACAAAUGCUGAUUUAAACACAUGUUUCACACAAAUGUUUACGUAUGUUGCCUUGUCUUUUGCAACUAAUGCACGAAGAUUUUUCAUUAACACGUGUUGAAGUCAGCCUUUUACUGUAAAUUUCAAGGAGUUGAGAUUUUGGUGACAGAAUAACACUUUUGGAGUUGAUUCAACUCUUUGAAAUUUACAGAAUGUAAUUUUGUUGCUUGUAUAUUUUCCAUUCAUUCCAUUAAAUAUGAUUAAAAAUCCAAAUGCAUCUUGUCAUACUAUGAAAGCCUUAAAAGCGAAUAAUUAGCACACUAAAUCCCAUAAGCGUUACUAGUUUUAUGCACCUUUGAGAUGGAAAAUGGUUUAUUCGGCAUAGGAAAUAGGAGAAUUUUAAAAUCUCGUUAGUUUCAGAGACUUUAUAAUAAUAAUAGGUAAAUGAUGAGCUCAUUUGGUAAUUCGUGUCAAUCCAAUUAGUCUUAAAGUUUCUCACGAAGGCCAAAAUCCGCCAUUUUUGGGGGUACUGUCUGCCCUCGUGAAAGAUUCUAGACAAUUCAAACAACGUGAAAAGGGACUUUCAAAAGUGGUAGCUGUAAAUUUACCAUUAUACAAACAACUAUAAUACUAAAAAUUUAUAUUUUGUGGUGCGGAGACUCUCAAAUGUGGGAGAGUCAGAACCCCCCAAAUGGCGGGAAAAUCGGCCGUAUAUAUAGAAAGGCUAAUUGAUAAUGGUGACCAACCAAAUGAGAAAACGAUCAGUAUGAUAUACUAUUUGCAGUCCCAUAUUUUGAAUACGGAAAAUAUGACUGACCAAAUCUCAAAAUUCGUCAACAUUUCUGUCCUUGCGGAGCUGGCUGACAAGGUUGUCUUUCGACAGUCAGUUCAAGCUAUGUGAAAUACUCAAAUGUUCAUGCCAAUGGGUUCCAGAUGAUCUUGAUACACGGAAAAGUACUGGCACUAGUUGUCAAAUAGAAAUCCAUUUUAUGAUUAAAACAACUGAAUAUCUCCUGUAAUAUACUUUAUUUCGAUUCCAUAUUUUUGUCAGAGCUAUAGUUCUCAUAACCAAACAUAAUUACAAAAUUUCAACUAGUUUCAUAAAGAAUAACGAAAGAUAUAAUUGACUGAAUACACCAAAAUGGAUUUCUAUUCGGACAACCCUUUCUGAGCGCUGAUUGGCUAAAAUACGAACACGGGAUCACCUGGUUAGUUACCGAGGUAUAACUAAGUUGAUUAUUAACCGUGGCACGUGCAGCAAGCUAUAAGCAUCGUGGUAAAAGGUUACCGAGGUCGAGGUUGUAGUUAAUUGCCUCUUCUAGCAAUUAAUACAUUGAUUAUUGUCCCAGGGUUGUAUGAGGUUGAGCAUGGUAUCAAGAAUUAUUCAGACCUCAGUCAAUGUUAUCUGCCGAAGCGAAAUAAAUAAUAAUGAGAAUUAUGCAUGCGUUGUUGACCAAUAACAAACUAGAAUAGAGUUUGAAUGUAUAAUAAUAAUGAAUUCCCUGGGACAAUAGGUUAAACGCCACGAAUAUUUAAGCUUGGAGGGGAAAACCGACUCAAUCACGAACUAAGUGAUUUAAUUAUAAUUAAUUUAGAAACUUUCAUCAAGUUAAUUGUAAACAACAUAUGAGUACAUAUGAAUAACAUAGAGUAAAAGUAAUCACAAAAAUUUAGUAACUUCAUGAGGGGCUAACGAACGGACUCGAAGUUCCAGCGAGGUUAACUCCUUGGCAAACAUAAACAAUGCAACUUGAAAGUUAAAGGAAUGAAUAAAAUUAGAGUGAAUGAGCCCCCACACGGCUAGAACCUGCACAUGCAGCAUUGACGCUUUUAAAGGUUUAGCAGAUUUACUAACUGUAAAGUAAUUGGACAGCCCCUCCCACCCCCAUCAAUUCAGUCCGCCUUAUCGGCCACACACGGGAACCCAGCCGUGAAAAGGUUAAUUGACCUUAGUCUUAGAAAUCCUUACGUCACGUCUGUCAAACAUGAAUACUGAUGUUGAAAAAUGAUGCUGGCCUUUUCAAAAUGUGGGACUGCGUACAGGCAUGGAUAAUAAAAUAAAUGGAUAGGAAACUAGCUGACGUGACCUAAUGUUUUUACUGGGAUUGAUGGCGUGGUUAAAUGCCUCAACCUAGUUGAAAAUCAAAUUCUCAAAAACGGCAUGUUUAGCAAUAAUACAGCUAAACAUUUUAGUCAAAGAGCAAAUAAAUGUAACCACGCCAUUCUACGAUGGAAACUCUAAGUAUUCCCAGUCAAUUUUAGCAAAUAUUUUAAGCACUAAACAGUGAAAAAUACAUCGCAAAUUUCGUUAAAAUUUGUGACGCCAAUUUCAUAGCUAUAAAUGUAAAAAAAUACAAAACAAAGACGAAAAACAUUUACCUUGAAUACUUUGUCGUGGCUUAGGCAUGUUUUUAAAACAAUUAGACCAGUUUACGCUUCAAGAGCACCCUUUUAAAGUGGAAAAUAUAGCAAAACAACAAAUAUGACGAGAACUUUGGUAACAUAAUAACAUUCGCAAUACGCGUGACGUCACGUUUUUCAACAAGGAUGCAGUCAAUGACGUCAGAAGUUUCCAAUCCAUUUAUUUUAUUAUCCAUGGUGCAGGCUAGAGAAAGCUAUAACUUUCUAUGUAAUCAUGUAGGAACUGUCUUCUUGUGGAUGUACUGGCCAAGUUUCAACAGUGCAUUGGUUUCACCAGCAGUUGACCAACAGAGAGCUGUUAUUAAUACAUAUCUUUCACUUGUGGCUUGUUGUGUUACAACGUUUGCCGUCUCGGCACUCAUUAACAAAGACAGGAAACUUGACAUGGUAUGAUCAGUGAACUCAAUUAUAUAACUGAUGUAAUAUUUUUCCUUCAAUUAGUAGGUAAUGGAGAAAGUUCUAUGUGUGCUCGAUGUGCUUACUUUAUCACGGUUAAAUGGCACGAGGAACUAGAAAUGACGUCCGAAAUAUAUGGCUACCGUCUUCUAACAAACACCCCCGAGGCACAUUUCUGUUCAAAAUUAAGCUGUGAUUGCUAGGAACCACAGAUUGCAGAGAACAAUAAAAAUGCUGGGGUAUUAUUUGACUUAUUUGGUUGUAAACGGACAGCCUAACGCACAUUGUUUGUGAGACUGAAAAUGUUUAUAAAUCUGGCGAAUAGAUUUUAUUGAACUUCCCACACACUUCACCGUUCAAACUAUAGUACACCGGCUGCAUGUAAUAUUCUAACAGUUUAAUGUAUUUUUCAACAGGUGCAUGUUCAGAAUGCUACUCUGGCUGGUGGUGUGGCAGUUGGUACACUUGCUAAUAUGAUCAUUGAACCAUGGGGAGCUAUUCUUAUUGGUUUUCUGGCCGCAAUUCUCAGUGUUGUAGGAUAUAAGUAUAUCACGGUACGCAGUAUUUGAUCCACAUAUUGAUAUCUAUGAAACUGCUGUAUGACUAGACUGCAAGCGGUCCCUCCUUUCCGCGGGUUUAGAUUUUCGGGCAUGCGAAGGGAAGGGAGGGACUGCAUACAACACAUCGGGAAACGAAAUACGCGUUGCCCACACAACGCAAAAUUCCCAUUGCCGGCAACGCCAUUGGUCGAAAUCGAUACGCCUGUCAAUCAAAUCUGAUAUGUUGUAUUAUGCUAUAUAAAUAAUUUCCAGACUGAAUGUUGAUUUUAUACACUAGGGUGUGUUGUCAGAAUAUUAUGAACGUUUUAUAAUAUUAAGAACUCAUUAAGAACUCAUUAAGAACUCAUUCAGUUGGAACUUACUAAGUUAUGUAGCUGAUUAUGCAGCGUAUUAUUAGUUAGAUUAUCUAGUAUAUUGUUAUGUUAAUAAAGUAAAAAACCCAUAAAAAUAAAACGCUAUUUUAGACUUAGAUUAAUAUAAAUACUGUAUAUGUAGUCGGUAAAGUACGUGUCAAAAAUACAAUUUAGUGAAACCGAUAUUUGAGUUUAUAACAUUGGCGACGAGGAAGAAACAAAGUUAGUAUGCUGUAUGCCUCCUAAAUCGAGAAAGGCGUUAAAAAUCGAAGAAUUCGAGCCAGACGAAGACAUAUUAGAAACCACAUGCAAAUGGAAUUGUGGAGACGAAGACUCGAGAUUCAAAUGAAAUAUUUCGACAUCGUAAAGCCAGACGAUAUGAAAGCAGCGUUGUUAGUUUAUGGUGGCGACAAAAUCCUUUCGAUAGACGAGAACGGAGCUGAAACAGAAGGCGACUUGGACGAAUACUUAUAGCGAAGAAGAAGCUUAUAGCGAAAAUUGAGCAUGUAUACGUGGCGAAAAACACGAGAUUGCACGCGAGGUUUAGAUUUAACAAAGCCGUUCGACAAUCGAAUCAAUCUAUUGCUCAAUACGAACUCGAACUUCGACGACUCGCUAAAGAGUGUGACUUUCACAGAUACGACAAAGAAAUGAUUUUAGACCGUUUGAUAUUAACGUGCAAAGACGAAAGCCUUCAAGCGAAAGCGUUAGAAAACAACUGGACACUCGAAGACUUCUUAAAGUAUGCGACUACAAAGCAAGACGUCGAAGCACAAAGAAACGAAAUGAAAAUGGAAAUUAAGAAAGAAUCACUCGAAAUACGAAGAGUAGCUGAUAAAAGAUUCUCGAGAGGAAAUUCGCAAAAGCUGUACUCGUUUAGAAAUCGUGAAAACCCGAGAAAACCCGUCAGCGACGUGAAAGAUAACAAAACCUGCACGAAGUGUGGUCGUGACAAAUCACAUUCUACAUGCCCAGCUGCCGAAAAAGAAUGUUUCAAUUGUCGAAAGAUUGGUCAUUUCCGUGCACAGUGUUUCUCAAGAAAACCCGACAGCAGAUCGAAGCAAGUAAAAGCUGCUGGCUUGCAUGGUGGUUCUGUGAUGAAUGAUUUCCAACAAGAUUCUGUCGACUCUUCUGAUUCCGAUCCUGAGUUUUACAAAUGUGUGAGCGAGAAAUCGGGCAUACGGGCAGUAAAAGGACAAAAUACUAGCAACAUUUUGUUACCUGUUUACAUCUGUGGAACCAAGAUUAUCGUUGAUCCAGAUACCGGCGCUGAUGUCGACCUAAUCUCAAUUAAAGAUUUCAAGAAAAUUCAUGAGGCAAAUCCUGAGAUCAAGAAACAAAUAAAGAAACCAAAACAGAAGAUCUACGCCCUGAAUGGUGAAGAGCUGGAAGUCAUAGCUACAAUUAAAGAUGCAAAGUUGUCAAAUAAGAACGCAGAAACACUCACUGAUCUCUACGUUAUUGAGGACGGUAUUCAUAAAUUCCCAUUAUUAUCAGAAAGAACACUAAUGAAUCUUGGUAUGAUUAAAUACAGCGCUGAGAGAGAGUUUGUGAAGAAAGUUGACGCGAGAAAGAGCGAUGACAAAGAAGGAAAGUGUAAACCUGAUGAUAAAGUACCACAGGAAGAGCUCAGAAAGAUCCUGCAGAAACAUAAGAAGAUGUUCCAAG